CGAAAAUGAGUAUUACUCCAAGGCCUAACAGUGCCGCCGCCAGUCAUGGCGGACUGGUUUAUUAUGUGGUAGCAGUGCCAAGGUCUGAAGCCUGGGGAAAUGACAAGAGUAACGAGUCAGGGUGGGACAACCCCUUCCGACCAGACGGCGAGCUCUCCCGCGAAGCCGACGCCAUAGUGUCCCUAAUCAAAGGCGGUCAGCCGAUCACUCCGGUGGCGGGCGAACCGCCGAGCACCCUGCUGAACUCUUCGGCGCUGUCGAACAAUUCUUCUUCGCCCGGUGGUGCCGUUGCCAACGGCAACGCGGCCACCGUCACGGACGGAUCUCCCGCCACCAACGGAGGCGGAUUGAUCAAGAAGGACAAUGCCACGACGCUGUCCAGUGCAGUCCCUGCAACCGCCUCAUCCCCAACCGGCAAAAACGGCACAGCGGCGACGAGUCCCGCAAAAGGGGGUGCAAGUUCACCAGUGGCGGUCCAGAGGGGCACCGUGCCCCAACAGUCGACGCCCCAACAGGCCGAGCUGGUGGUUCUGAAGAAAAAACCCAAAUGCAAGUGCUGCGUUAUUCAAUAAAAUCUAUGGAGGAGGAGGACUGGUGGUUGCUGAGAGGGGAUGGCGAUUAUUGUGUUUUUAUUUUUAUUUUUUAAUUUUUAAUUUAAUUUAAUUUAAUUAGAGCUAUAU
Molecule: messenger RNA, 680 nt
Organism: Ctenocephalides felis (cat flea)
Lineage: Eukaryota; Metazoa; Arthropoda; Insecta; Siphonaptera; Pulicidae
Exons: 3
Coding region: 6-572 (188 amino acids)
Source: RefSeq, a predicted model, not a curated record